GAAAACAAAGAAAAGGCGAAAGUGUUCGAGAAAAAAUACUGAGCAAAAUAAGGUCAAACACUCUUCCUCAACGGAACGUAGGAAUUGGCUUGUUCCCAAAACGCACUAACGCAAGUCGCGUUGGAUGCGCACAAAUUUAUUGCGACGACAAUGCGCCCCAGAAAGCGGAGAAGAUAAAAAAGUUUGUGUCUAUUUUACCCUACCACCCUUAACAAAAUUGGGCUUUCCUUGCCCGAACUUUUGCAGGGGAGAUGAUCCGUGCAACCCUCCCUUCCACAAACACGUGCCACCAAAUUGCAUUGAACUUUGCAUGUCUUGAAAAGACUAGGGCAUCCGAGUUUGUGUCUCACUGGAUUGGUACAAACGCUGCAGAAACGUCGCUUGAGGCGCGGCUGCUCAUUUUACUUCCACUCCGUUCUGUGUUGCGCUGCACGAGCCGUUCAAACCGCGCUCUCGCUCGCCAUCAGAUCGCUGCUCUUCGGCGGCAAAGCAGUUUCUUUUAGGGAAAAUGGAUCAAGAUCAAUUCUCUCUUCAAGAAACAAAGCUGGUUGUUGAAGAAAAGAACGCUCUUUUGCUGCAGUCGGCUGGUCCGACGCCGCAAAUUAUCUCCAUUAAACAGCAAUUGGAGCAGGAUGGAAAAAACAAAUUAGGCUCGGUUGCAAAAGAAGUACUAACCGUUUUGCUUGCUGACUUGUCGUCCUUUGGCAAUGGUCUUAUUUUGGGAUACUCGGCCAUAGCUCUGCCGCAACUGCAGCACCCUGACAGUUGGUUGCCAGUCGAUGAAGAUGAAGCUUCUUGGAUCGCCAGCUUAUCAGCUUUGAGCUCAGCUUUAGGAUGCAUUUUGGUCGGCUUUUUGAUGGACCAAUUCGGCCGCAAGCGAACACUCCAAAUGCAGUGCGUUCCCACUUUCAUCGGCUGGAUUCUGAUAGCCUUAUCCUCAAACGUGUUAACCCUCUACGCUGGACGCCUGCUAACCGGCCUAGGCGGCGGAAUGGUCGACUGCACGAUUCAAGUUUAUAUAAGCGAAAUCACCACGCCAAUUCUGCGAAACUACUUGGCUUCGACGCCGAGCCUUGUAUUUUCGAUGGGGAUGCUGGUGGUGUACGUUAUGGGCGCGUCGCACCUGCAGUGGAACGUGGUAGCUGCAACUUGCGCCUCAGUCCCGCUUCUGCACUUCCUGGUGAUGCAUUUCCUGCCUGAGAGCCCGGUCUGGCUUAGGGCAAAGGGCAAGCACACACUAGCUGACCAAGCCAUGCGCUGGCUCAACAAGAGAUCUGACGACAGUAAUUGUUUUCGGGCGCAGGACACUACGGACACAACUUCCGCCUGGGAAUCUCUCGUCUCCAAACAUUCCAGAAGACCCCUGCUGGUCAUGUUGGUCUUCUUCUUUUUCCAGCAGUUUUGCGGCAUGAAUGCCGUAAUUUUUUACGCUGUGCAGAUCUUCCAGUCGGCGGACAGUGGAGUAUUGUCCAGCAACCAAUCUGCCGUGGUCAUCGGGGUGGCCAGGCUCAUUGUAAUUUGCCUGAGCUGUGUAAUUCUCUCCAAAAUUGGCCGCCGCCCUGUGUCAAUUAUCUCUGGCGUUGGCAUGUCAGUGUCCAUGAUCACAUUGGGCACCAUUAUGCAGCUGCAGGAGACACCAUCGCUUGCCGUCUCUCUGACCUGCAUGACUGGCUUCAUUGCCUUUAAUACAUUUGGUUUCCUUGUGAUACCCUGGGUAAUGCUGGGCGAGUUGCUGCCUGAAAAAUGCAGAGGACUUGCAUCUGGUCUCAUUACGUGCAUCGUCUACAUAUUCAUUUUCACCGUAGUAAAGAGCUACCCAUACAUGCUGGCUCUUUUAGGCGAAAGCUUAGUCUUUCUCAUUUUCGGAACCAUCUCGAUUAUUGGGACAACUUUUGUCUACUUUUUCUUGCCUGAAACGAAAGGCAAAACUCUCCUGGAAAUUGAACAUUCCUUCAGGAAAUAACUGUGAUGAUUCAAUUUUUGACAAACCAAUAUGAACUGUGAAGCACAUAUUUUUUAGAAAAUAAACAAGUAUUCUUUAAAUAACAAA
This is a messenger RNA of Cloeon dipterum, 2050 nucleotides long. RefSeq names its product facilitated trehalose transporter Tret1-2 homolog. NCBI's taxonomy places the organism in Eukaryota, Metazoa, Arthropoda, Insecta, Ephemeroptera, Baetidae. Bases 509 to 1963 code for a protein of 484 amino acids. Gene Ontology annotation, cellular component: membrane. Gene Ontology annotation, biological process: transmembrane transport. The transcript has 7 exons. Gene Ontology annotation, molecular function: transmembrane transporter activity. The record is from RefSeq and is a predicted model, not a curated record.